AUGUCCUCCCUUGGCUCCAACCAGUCUGUCGAGGUCAACGACUGCCUCUUCUGUUCCAACCACAAGCUCGAAGUCUGCCAGGAAUGCGAGUUUGACGCUCGUGAAGACAACGACUUGACCUUUGGCUUCGAUCCCAAUCCAAACCGGGCGUCGCUUGAGCUUCCAGCAUGGACAACCAACAAGGACGGAAUCCUCCAAUGCAAGAAGCACUCGAACAUGGACUGCAGGCAGUGUUUCGGCUGGAAGAAGCAGAUCCAGAAAUUGCAUUCUGCAGCUAAGAAGGCCAAGUAG
Molecule: messenger RNA, 291 nt
Organism: Rhizoctonia solani
Lineage: Eukaryota; Fungi; Basidiomycota; Agaricomycetes; Cantharellales; Ceratobasidiaceae
Exons: 4
Coding region: 1-291 (96 amino acids)
Source: RefSeq, a predicted model, not a curated record